Anopheles funestus (African malaria mosquito) is the source of this 3170-nucleotide messenger RNA. RefSeq names its product procollagen-lysine,2-oxoglutarate 5-dioxygenase (gene Plod). Lineage: Eukaryota; Metazoa; Arthropoda; Insecta; Diptera; Culicidae. Gene Ontology annotation, cellular component: endoplasmic reticulum. The transcript is spliced from 3 exons. The record is from RefSeq and is a predicted model, not a curated record. Bases 701 to 2887 code for a protein of 728 amino acids. Gene Ontology annotation, molecular function: L-ascorbic acid binding; iron ion binding; procollagen-lysine 5-dioxygenase activity. Gene Ontology annotation, biological process: peptidyl-lysine hydroxylation.
ACCGUGCGGCUUGACCACAGUGCCGCAUCCGAUUACAAACAAUACGCAGAAAAGGAUAACAACACACAUUCUACGCUAAACACAAUACUUUACGCACCAAUUUUUCAUAAAUAGUUAGUUAAGAAGUUGGUGAAAUGUAUUACUACUUCCUAGAAACUAUUACAAAUAACCAAAGAUUACCAAAAACGGACAAAUAGGGAAAAAAACAAAAGAAACAAGAACGGUGCAACCCAAAAAAACACAGCUGCACCGUAACAUAACAAGAUUAUGCCGUACUCGGUAACAUUUCUGCGUUCCGGAAAUAAACUUACCCGUCCACCAACGCCAACAUCUGUCGUCACCACGUUCCCGGCACGAGCAAGAGGGCUGGAAUAAAACGAUCCUCACUGAAAUAGAGCGCACAUAAGCAAACGGCUGCGUAAACGAUCGUGUUGAUGCAGUAUUCUUCGCUGCUGGUACUGGCACACUCGUUCCAUUACCACGCCAACUGUGAUCGUGAGCGGUUCACGCGGUAACUGCGUAUCCAGUGUCGACCGGGGGUGUAUCUAGCACAUAUGUGUUUUAUCCAUCAUCAACUGUUGGUGCGCAUCGGCAGUGUUGAGUGAAACGAGUGAAAUUUUCUUCAUACAUACAACCUGGAAGCUGCUCUAGAGUUCUGGAAGGUUUAAACGGAUAAGAAUAUCCGUGGGUGUGCUACAGGAUGAUGGCACAUUCUUUCGCCAUCUAUUGGUGGGCAGCUUUAGUAAUCCUUUCACUAGGCUGGUUAUCUGCGGCGGCCGAUGAUGAAACUUCGAAAGAUCCCAUCAUUUUCACCGUGGCCAGCAAUGCAACCGAGGGCUACACGCGCUAUCUGCGAUCAGCAAAACAUUAUGGCCUCACAGUGACGACACUCGGUAUGGGUAAACCGUGGCUUGGAGGAAACAUGAAAUCGGUUGGUGGUGGAUACAAGAUUAAUCUACUGCGCGAAGCUCUCAAGCCGUAUCGAGCGGAGAAAGAUCGGCUCGUGCUGUUCACCGACAGCUACGAUGUGCUGUUCUUAGCCCCGUGGACAAAGAUCCUGGAAAAGUUUGCUUCCUUCGAAGCAUCCAUAGUGUUCGGUGCGGAGGGAUUCUGCUGGCCGGAUGAAUCGCUUAAAAGUGCCUAUCCUCCGCUCGAGGGCCGCGGUAUGCGUUUCCUGAACUCUGGGUUGUUUAUGGGAUAUGCCGACAAGCUGUACAAGCUACUGAAAACUCCGUCGAAGGAUACGGAAGAUGAUCAACUGUACUACACGAAAGCCUACUUGGACGAAGAUCUACGACAAGAGCUUAACAUUAAGCUCGAUCAUAUGGCCACACUGUUCCAGAACUUGAAUGGUGUGGAAGAGCAGGUUGUACUGUCGUUGGAACCGGCCGAAAAGGAAGCUACGCUGACAAACUCCGAAUACAACACGAAACCUGCCAUCGUGCACGGCAACGGUCCCAGCAAGUUGACGUUAAAUAGUUACGCCAACUAUCUCGCCGGAGCAUUUGUUGAUGGUGAGUGCAAAACGGUACAGGAGGAUCGAUUGACCCUCGACAACGAUGCACCACUACCACUCGUCACGAUGGCUCUGUACGUCGAAAAGCCAACACCAUUCCUGGAGGAAUGGUUCGAAACGAUUGCAAAGCUUAACUAUCCUGCCGAUCGGUUGGAUGUGCUGAUACACUCAAACGUGGCGUAUCAUGCGGCGACAGUAAAAUCUUUCCUCGAUCGCCAAGACGGGCGCUAUCGUUCGCUCAAGGUAAUAGACCACGAUGCGGACUUUACCGAAAUGGCAGCCCGUAACUUUGCCACGAAGCAUUGUGCGCUGCGCAGUUGCGAAUAUCUAUUCGUCGUUGAUUCGGAAGGACAUUUAGACGAUGUGAACGUGCUACGAUCGCUUAUCGAAGCGAACCGGAAUGUGAUCGCACCGGUACUGACACGUCCGGAGAAAGUUUGGAGCAACUUUUGGGGCGCUCUCAGUGGUCAAGGUUUCUAUGCACGGUCGAACGACUAUAUGGACAUCGUGGGCCGCAAACUGCUCGGCCUGUGGAAUGUUCCCUUUAUCUCGAUCGUGUACCUGGUGAAGCGUGCCGUGCUUCCUGACGUCAGCUAUGAACUGCAGGAAACGGAUCCCGAUAUGGCCAUGUGCUGGCAUUUCCGUUCCAAGGGCAUCUUUAUGCAUGUGAUCAAUGUUGAGCAGUACGGGCAUCUGAUCGAUACCGAGUACUUCGAUAUGACGCGCACCCAUCCGGACUUUUACCAGUUGUUUAAUAACAGACAUGACUGGGAACAGCGCUACCUGGCGCCGGAAUAUAAGCAACAGCUCGAAGAAAGCUUUGUACCAAAGCAACCCUGCCCGGAUGUGUAUUGGUUCGCGCUCGGGUCCGAUCGCUUUUGUGAUGAUUUACGAGAAAUCGUAGAAGCGUUCGGUGAAUGGUCAGAUGGGUCACAUUCGGACAAACGUUUGCAGGGUGGAUAUGAGGCUGUCCCGACGCGAGACAUUCACAUGAACCAGGUGGGACUGGAGCAGCUGUGGUUAAAGCUGCUGCAGCUGUAUGUCCGUCCACUGCAGGAGAAAAUGUUCAUCGGUUAUUUCCACGAUCCACCACGAUCGCUGAUGAACUUUGUCGUGCGUUAUCGUCCGGACGAGCAACCAUCACUGCGACCCCAUCACGAUUCGUCAACGUACACGAUUAACGUCGCGCUCAACUCGGUCGGCGUUGAUUACGAGGGCGGCGGUUGCCGAUUCCUGCGCUACAACUGCUCCGUUACCGACACGCGCAAGGGCUGGAUGCUGAUGCAUCCGGGGCGCUUGACGCACUUCCACGAGGGUCUGGUAACGACCAAGGGAACACGCUACAUUAUGAUUUCUUUCGUCGAUCCGUAAAAGGGUUGCGCGCACGACUGCCUUCCUACAACUCAACCAGCGCAAGAAACCAUGCAAGCCAUCAUACCCCUUUUCCAAUUAUAAUCUCCUAUUUUGCCAUGCGGAAGAGAAGCAUCGCAGCGUUUGUAUUGCACAUAGCGUAUAAGAUUGUGUUCAUUCUAGUUUCUUUGUGGGAAGGGAAUCAGCUGUGCCAUUAGAGUUAAUAUGUGACGGUAUGCUUAUUUGGGUCGCAUACUUGUAGGUUUUAAUAAUAAAAAAUCGAACGAAUCAAACUAACAAACAA